UAAAUUUUUAUUUUUAUCAGCCAAAGGAAUGAAUUUUAUUUAGGGAAAAGGGGCAUUCUCCAGCCCCUUUUCAAUCGAACUUACAUAAUGUCUGCUUUAAUUGAAUCCUUGCAGGGUUCCAAACUAUGGAAAGGCUUCAGUCCCUAAUUGUGCAGAAUGCAAUUGACGAAGGGGAUGUUAAUGCUGUAAUGGACUUUUAUAAGAGAAAUUCAGAGGCAGAUAAUUUGGUAUUAUGGACGGGUCUCCCUAUUCUUCAUCACGCAACUAUUGUUGGCAAGUCAAACAUUGUCAAGGCAUUGGUUGAGAGUAUGCCUGCACUGCAAGUACAACAGAAAGAUGUAUAUUUGGGUACAGCUCUAAGUUAUGCUGCUUGGUCUGGAAACACCGAGCUUGCAAAAUACUUAGUUAAUAAGGACUCCACUCUGCUUUCUAUGAAAGAUUUGAGUCAAGAAAUCCCAGUGGUAGCGGCAUGUAGAGCAGGGCAGAAGGAGGUGACGAACUUUCUCUAUUCUGAAACCUCAUUCGAAAUCCUAUCAUGCGAAAACGGAAAACAAGGAUCCCAAUUACUUAGUCGGUGUUUUAGUUCCCAAAGAUUUGAUAUCAUGUUGGAUGUACUUCACCGUGGUGGUCAAAGUUUAAUUGAUGAAAAUUGGAAGGAUCUUUUGGAUGGAUUCGUCCGAACGCCAACAGCAUUCAGCAGUGGAAGGGGGCUAACAUUUUGGCAACGAUGGAUCUAUGAGUGUUUAAAGGUACAUAUAUCUAGCGAUUUUGCUGAUGUUACUAUUAAUCAAAAAGGAAAAAAAUUUGAAGAGAUGCCAUUGUCAGGUCGACUAUGGAGAUUGGCUUCAUUCCUUCUUCCAUUCUUAGGUAUAAAGCGAAUACAUGCUUUAAAGUGGAGUCAUGGCUUCGCCCGUGCGAGUCUACGUUUGAUCUUUCAGCGCCUGACAAAAUUACACUUGAGGAAAUUGGACACAAUUGCACUGUUGAAAGCAAUCACCAGAGCAAUUGAGAAUGGCAUUUAUGAUUUUUUAGUUGAAAUGGUCGAAACUAAUGCCGACUUACUUCUUACACCGAUGCUUCUUACACCGAUACCAGCAGCCGAUGAUGAGACCACGCAUGGAAAUUUUAGGUGUGAAAAUUUUCUCAUGAAUGCCAUUGCAUUUCGUCAGGAGAAAAUUGCAUGCUUUCUUAUUGGACUCCCCCUUGGCAAGCUAUUUAUCAAUUUACGGGAUCCACAGAAGAACACCAUAUUACAUACAGCCGGUGAAUUGGCUUCUGAUUCUCAACUUUCUCGCAUUUCUGGUGCUGCUCUACAAAUGCAAAGGGAGAUACAAUGGUGGAAGGUACACAAUGAAAAUCAAUAGCUUUUAUUAAUCAUAAAUUAUAGUGCUUAGGAAUAUAUACAAGGAUAGUCCAACCAUAUAAAAUUCACUAUAUAACUAGUAUUAAGAGCUGCAAAUUUUCAAAAGCACAUUAGGAGUUGAGUACUAUAUAUACAGAACACAAUAGUAGCUCCAACUAAAACAAAAAGUGUAAUAUGCUAAUGAAAUCAACAUUGGUCAUCCUGUCAUUCAGGUAAACUAGAAGCCAAAAACACUGCCUCACAAAACAUUCCUUCCCAUCUUCAGAAUCUAAGCUCACUUGAGCCUCUUCCAAUCCAUUGUAGGAUUCUUCUUUACAUUUUGCUUAAUUCUUUCUAAUAGUUAAAUUAAAUUAGGUUUUACUAUUACUUUAUGUUUUUCAUCAAUUAAAGCCUUUUUUUUUUCUCUAAAGAAACCCUCUUUGUCGAUGCUGCUUUAUUAUAUAUAUAUAAAUAUGUGUGUGUGUGUGUGUGUGAAUAUAGGAUUUUACAUUUAAAUUAUAAAUUUUAAAAAGGCAGGAGGUUGAAAGCCUUGUUGGCCCCCGUGGAAAAGAUACCAAAAACAAAAAUGAAGAAACUGCUUACCAAGUUUUGGUUAGAGAGCACAAAGCUUUGCUCAAGGAAGCAGAGGAUUGGACGAAAGGAUUAGCAAAUUCAUAUAUAAUUGUUGGCACCCUCAUCAUCACCAUAAUGUUCGCCGCAGCUUUCACCCUUCCUGGGGGUAACGAUGGAAAUAAUGGAUUUCCAAUAUUCAAAAACAAAGUAGCAUUUUUGGUAUACAUAAUAUCCGAUGUAAUCUCUCUGUUCGCUGCAGCUGCCUCAGUAAUAAUAUUUCUGGGAUUUCUCACAUCACGUUACAACAUGGAAGAUUUCCAAACAUCUAUUCCCAAGAUGUUGAUGGCUGGGCUUUCUACUUUGUUUGUCUCUCUUGCAGCAAUGAUGAUAGCAUUUUGCUCGACUAUUUUCCUCAUGCUAGAAAACCGAUGGUGGAUUAUC
Molecule: messenger RNA, 2356 nt
Organism: Rubroshorea leprosula
Lineage: Eukaryota; Viridiplantae; Streptophyta; Magnoliopsida; Malvales; Dipterocarpaceae
Source: the annotation of a GenBank genome assembly